GAAGGUGUUGAUGGGUCUGAAAGUGAUGAAGAAACUCCAGAGAUGGUAUUUGGGAGUUCAAAAUCUGGAGAACAGUUCUUGAAAGAGUUGGAAAAUGUUUUCACCGAUUCUGAUGAGGAAGUGGAUACGGAUGAUGACGGUGAGGAGAAAACGUUUGAUUCUGCAGCUUUGGCUGCGUUUCUACAGGCGGCCACCAGUGCAAGUUCAGAUGGUGGUAAUUAUACCAUGUCGCAGGAUGUAAUGAAGCUUUUCUCUAUGGAACCUCCAGCUGGUCUAGGUUCAUCUUUAAGACAUCGUCAAUCUGCAGCCCCACUUCCCAACCGUUCCAACAUCUUUCCCAGUCUAAAAGUUGCAGUGAGUGAAGAGAGUGAGAUUAACUUGAGCGAGGAAGAGAGAGAUAAGUUGGAAAAAUUGCAGAGUAUGCGUGUAUCAUAUUUGCGUCUAGUGUAUAGGUUGGGGCAGUCUGUAGAAGAAUCAAUAGCAGCAAAGGUUCUUCAUAAUCUUGCAUUUCUUACGUUGAGGCAUUCUGGUCAUUCAUUCAGUCUUGAUGCUGCAAAGAAGAUGGCUAUGGAGUCUGAGGCUGAGGGAAAAGAAGAUUUAAAUUUCUCUCUAAACAUACUGGUCCUUGGAAAAUCUGGAGUAGGAAAAAGUGCUACGAUAAAUUCCAUCUUGGGCGAUCAAAAGGCAUCAAUUCAUGCAUUUGAACCAUCCACCACUUCGGUUCAAGAAAUUUCUAGAACGGUGGGUGGUGUCAAGAUCACAAUCAUCGAUACUCCGGGGUUAAAGUCUUCUGUCAUGGAUCAAAGUGCCAAUUCCAAAAUAUUGUCUUCCGUGAAGAAGGUAAUGAAGAAGUUUCCCCCUGAUGUGGUUCUUUAUGUUGAUCGUCUAGAUGCUCAGAAUAGAGGCUUGGACGAUAUGCCCUUGCUAAAGACGAUUACUGCUUCUCUUGGUUCAUCCAUAUUGAAAAACGCCAUAGUCACUUUGACACAUGCUGGCUCUGCCCCUCCUGAUGGCCAAUCUGGUACUCCUUUGAGCUAUGAUGUGUUUGUACAACAGUGCUCACAUAUUGUUCAACAGUCUAUUGGACAAGCCGUUGGUGACUUACGUGUGAUAAACCCACGGUUAAUGAAUGAAGUUUCUCUUGUUGAGAACCGGGAGGGAGUGAAGGUCCUCCCGAACGGCCAAACUUGGAGACCUCAACUGUUGCUUUUGUGCUACAAUAAGAAAGUUAUUUCAGACGCAGAUUCUCUAUUGAAGCUUCAAGAAGAACCAUUGGACCAUCGUAAGAUAUUUGGUUUCCAAGUUCGACCAUUGCGCCUCCCUAACUUGUUGUCUUGGCUGUUGCAGUCUCGUGCACAUCCUAAGCUCCCUGCAAAUGAAGGUGUUGAUUCUGAUAUUGACAUUGAUGAUGUGUCUGAUUCUGAGCAGGAAGAUGGGGAAGAUGACGAGUAUGACCAGCUGCCACCAUUUAAGCCUCUUCGAAAAACCCAACUUGCAAAACUCUCAAAGGAACAGAGAAAGGCAUAUUUCGAGGAGUAUGAUUACCGGAUAAAGCUCCUGCAGAAGAAACAAUGGAGGGAGGACUUGAGGAGGAUGAGAGAAAUAAAGAGAAAUGGGAAGAAGAAGAAGAAGGUAGCUGAAAGUGAGUAUUAUCAUUAUGAAGAAGAAGAAGAAGAGGCUCCACCUGCAUGGGCUCCUCCUGUUGUAUUACCUGAUAUCGUCUUGCCACCGUCAUUUGACAGUGAUCAGUCAGCUUAUCGUUACCGUUCUCUUGAAUCCUCUUCCCAGCUUAUUACCAAGUCAGUGUACGACUCCCAAGGCUGGGACAAUGAUUGUGGACUUGACUGUGUUAUCGCAGAAGGGAGCCUUGCGGUAGCUAAACGGUUCCCAGCCGCAGUUACUGCCCAAGUGACAAAGGACAAGAAAGAGUUCAACAUCCUUCUAGACUCGUCUAUCUGUGCUAAGCACGGGGACAAUGGAUCCACCAUGGCAGGGCUUCUUAUCCAAGGAAGCGAGCAACUAAUGUAUUUGUUGAAAGGAGAAACCAAAUUCAAAGACUCAAAGAGGGGGAAGAUGACUAUUGGAGGGUUAGUUGCAUUCAUUGACGGGAACAUUCCUUUUGGUUUUAAAAUGGAGAAACAGAUGGCUGUCGGGAAAAGGCUUGUCCUCGUGGGGAAUGGAGGGACGAUGCGGUCGUCACAAGGAGGAGAAACAGCUUUUGAAGCAAACAUCGAGGCCAGACUUAGAGAAGCUGAUUUUCCAAUUGGACAAAACCAAUCUCAUGCGGGACUAUCUCUAACCAUGUCGAAAGAUGAUUUAACCGCCACAGCCAAUGUACGGUCUCAAAUCUCUAUAGGACGACAAACAAAGUUAACAGGUGUUGCAAGUCUUGACACCAAGAGGACUGGGCGUUUCAGUGUCCGAACCAGCAGCUCAGAUCAGUUGCAGCUUGCCUUGAUGGCCAUUCUUCCUCUUGCCAUGUCCAUCUACAGGAGGAUUAGACAAUCUAAAGAAACUGACAAUGAUCUUUAG
Camelina sativa (false flax) is the source of this 2532-nucleotide messenger RNA. Its product is annotated as translocase of chloroplast 159, chloroplastic-like. Gene Ontology annotation, molecular function: GTP binding; GTPase activity. Gene Ontology annotation, biological process: protein targeting to chloroplast. Gene Ontology annotation, cellular component: chloroplast outer membrane. Lineage: Eukaryota; Viridiplantae; Streptophyta; Magnoliopsida; Brassicales; Brassicaceae. The record is from RefSeq and is a predicted model, not a curated record.